This is a messenger RNA of Amphibalanus amphitrite, 1638 nucleotides long. RefSeq lists its product as uncharacterized. Gene Ontology annotation, biological process: spermatogenesis; regulation of DNA-templated transcription. Gene Ontology annotation, molecular function: DNA-binding transcription factor activity, RNA polymerase II-specific; RNA polymerase II cis-regulatory region sequence-specific DNA binding; protein dimerization activity. The record is from RefSeq and is a predicted model, not a curated record. Lineage: Eukaryota; Metazoa; Arthropoda; Thecostraca; Balanomorpha; Balanidae. Bases 237 to 1091 code for a protein of 284 amino acids. Gene Ontology annotation, cellular component: nucleus. The transcript is spliced from 8 exons.
AUAUUUCAAGAGAGCUGAGAUUUGUUUGUCACGUUUUAAAGAUAGUUUCUUUUCAAAUUAUAACAUUUCUUUGUGGUAAGCAAUAAAGUUUUGAAACUUCAGGGAUAUAGAGAUGAUUUGUUUACCGAAGCAGAAAAAUAAUUCAAUUUGGUUGCUUCUGGUUUACGUCUGUCAUUUCGUUUCUUCGUGUUUUGUUUUCGGAUGAGAGCAUAAGCGUGAGGGAGUAACACUACAAAAUGGACGAGGAAAUCGACCCACAGGAGAUUAUCCCUGACCAUCAGGAGUCGCCUUCGAGAGACCCUUUGGGAUCUAGCAGCAGCAUCGGUGUUGACCACCCAAGCAUGUCAGACUAUCUGGAAUUCAUGAAGGAUAUUCCGAAGAGAACAGCAGAAGGCGGAAUCGAUCAGAAGACCGGGUAUCCUCUGAUGGACGGCAAUGGCUCACUUAUGUCGACAUCAGGCGAUAAAGACAGAAUGGAAUCUUCUGCUGUCGAUAGCGAUGGACUCAACGCAUCUGCCGGCAGCUACAGCCAGGGUUUUGCGGCCAGUAUCUACCGGCCGGCACUGUCGCACCAGGACUCGCAGCAGUCGGGCCUGAACGUGCCGCGGUACAGCACGCGGUCCGGCGGCGCUGCGUUCCACCAGUACGACAACUGGACCUCGCCUUUCAACCAGGAUGGCGGAACCAUGACGCUGAACAGCAGCGGCGAGGAAAACAAGAUGGGCUCUCCAGAGGAGUACGCGCGGCUGCAGGACGGCGCCGGCCCCUCCUCGGCUGGCGAGUAUUUUAACGGCGAGUCGCCUGGCUUCCGGCCGGUGACACACCAGCUGGGCAGCAUCAUCGGCCCGCUGGACGGCAUCGGCUGCAUGCCCGUUUGUCCGGGUCGUGAGACGCACAACGAAAAGGAGCGCAAACGUCGCUAUCGUAUCAAGAAUGCCUGCUCACUUCUCAAGGAUUUGGUACCAGGACUCAGCGACAAGACUGACAAGGCCACAGUUCUGGAGUACACCGUACAAUAUCUGAUCCAUCUCAAGAAGCACGUUGGAAGGCAGUUUGACAAGGACUUCAUGGAAAAGUAUAGUCCUUACUGAAAACGCCGCAUCGACGGCCUCGGAAGAAUACGAGGCCUCGAGAGUUUGUUGUAUUGGUUGUGUCGGUCCGAAGGUCAGGUGGUGUAGAAAUGCAUGAGUCAAGCAUGGCGUGGUAUUGCGAUGCAUCGACGGAUCAGGCAUGCACGUUGAUCGCCUUGUAGAUCAGCGUCAGAAAUGUGACUGUAUUAACCUGUACAAAACGCAGCUGGAAGCAGCAGCUGGCUGUCUGUGUACCGUGAACAGUGAUGUUGAAACUUCGUAAUUUAACCGUUAACUUAUAUAAUAAUAUGUAAACAUGCCCGAUCUUUUAAGGAUGUAUUAGAUUUGACGGAAGGCACGCAGCACAUGGUCCUUCAUGAGGCUCAUGGUCCUUCAAAUCAGUCACAUUACUUACCACUGAGUACAAACAUAAUAUGAAGACACUGAGAUAUGCAUGAAUCGAUAGUGUAACGUUAUAUGCAAUGUGCAUGCUGUCAAACGAAAGUUCAGUUCAGUUGCCCACAGUGGUGUCUAAACAUGAGUUUGAAUACUACCGGAAGUUUGACAA